UAAAUAAGCUGUGUUGGAGUGUAAAUUAUUUUAGUAUUUAACAUUUUAAAUUAUGGUUUACAUAGCAUAGUGUCCUCAAUAAUUAGCUAGUGUUAGUUAGCUAAUGAUUAUUCUAGCUUGUUAGCUAGCUCAGCCUUGAUGAGGCAUUUAAAUACAUCAGUCCAUUUAUUUUACUAAUGCUAGAUUGUCUAUUAAUAUUUAAUGCACCUUCCAUAUAGAUGCCUUCAGAAUUUGUGAAGUGAAACCUUUAAUAAGGGUGAAAACGAGGUUUUGAAAAUGAGUCAGAGUCCAAUAAAUGAUGCUAUUUUUCACAUUACCACCGGUCGUGAUAAAGCAGGGCUUGAUGUCAAAUACAUUGAUGCAUUUAAAGGCAGGGGAGUGUUUACCAUGACGCACUUCACUAAAGGAGAGUUCAUCAACUCUCUGGAAAGUAACAGAAGACACCGAAUUUACCACAACAACUUGAAAGGAUUUAUGUUCGACUUCAUCUGGCACGAUAAAUUCUGGACUAUUGAUGCUGCAAGGGAUGAUGGCACUCUUGGAAGACUGGUUAAUGAUGAUCACAUUAACCCCAACUGCAAAAUGAAGAGAAUCAUUGUGAAAGGAAAGCCCCAUUUGUGCCUUUUUGCUUUAAGAGACAUAACACCUGGAGAGGAGGUCACAUAUAAUUAUGGAGAUGCUGAUUGUCCCUGGAGGAGUAAAUGGACAAAGUGUGGAAUGGAUGCAAACACUAAUCGUCUGGAGUCAGGUGCUACCUCUGGAGAUGUUACCCAGUGCACCCAACAUUCACAACAGAAAUCUGCUUCCCACAUUGAGGUGACAGAAAGUGUAAUAGAGGUGGACAGUAAUCGUUUGGAGUCAGAUGGUGCCUCUGGAGAUGAUCAUCAUUGCACCCAACAUUCACAGGAUGAGUCUACAUUCUACAAUCUGGUGACAGAAAGUGGAAUAGAGGUGGACAGUAAUCGUUUGGUGCCUCUAGAGAUGAUCGUCAUUGCACCCAACAUUCACAGCAUGAGUCUUCAUUCUGUAAUCUGCAGGUGCCAGAUUAAACAUUUUCUGAUGACCAGUAUUGUAUACCGCACUCACAAGUGGAAAUAAGCACUCCUCAGGUUGGAUAAAUUGUCACUUUUCUGAAUAUAAAAAGUGGACCUUUUUAAUUAGUACUUAAUUCAGUGAAACACCAGAUAUGAUGGGUGUCUACUCCAGUGAAAAGCCUGUGAUGUGGGCGGCUCCAAACUAGGUUUUAUCUAUUGAUAGCGCAAGUAUGGUAUAUGGGAGAUGGAAGGUUAGCUAGGACUUUCUAUAAUCCCUAAUGGCUUGGUACAUGUAGAUAACAUCUUAACUUGUAUAAUUGUAUCCACAACCACCUAGCAACACCAUAGUGACCACAUUUUAAGCUCCACAAUCACUGUAUUCUUCAGAAAAUGCACAACCUGUAGUUCUUAAUAAUAAUAAUUUAUUAUUAUUAUGAGGUGUCCUUAAUCAUUGAGGAUGCAUUCAAAAAGAGUGCACUUGUUCUGUG
Messenger RNA from Ictalurus furcatus (blue catfish), 1522 nucleotides. RefSeq lists its product as uncharacterized. The record is from RefSeq and is a predicted model, not a curated record. Gene Ontology annotation, molecular function: protein binding. The coding region runs from base 277 to 1098 and encodes 273 amino acids. Lineage: Eukaryota; Metazoa; Chordata; Actinopteri; Siluriformes; Ictaluridae. The transcript has 7 exons.